Messenger RNA from Sitophilus oryzae (rice weevil), 1290 nucleotides. RefSeq names its product growth hormone-regulated TBC protein 1-A. NCBI's taxonomy places the organism in Eukaryota, Metazoa, Arthropoda, Insecta, Coleoptera, Curculionidae. The transcript is spliced from 5 exons. Bases 190 to 1164 code for a protein of 324 amino acids. The record is from RefSeq and is a predicted model, not a curated record.
UAAACUGAUUAGUAGUGAUUAGAUUAAUCAUCAAAAAAACGUACUGCUGUCUUCCUUUACCAUCAACCGCCUUUAUUUUCAAAGUUCUAUAAAUUAAAUUGAACAAAGCUUUUCAGAAAUGGUUUAACAUGUAACAACGAUAACAAAAAACGAUCAUUUUCAAUGGAUAGCAAAGAAAUUGACUGAACUAUGGCAGAUUCAAUUUAUAGUAAAGUGGACGAGUAUGGAUUUCAAAGAGGUGAAGACUUUGAUUAUAGAGUAUAUGGUAUAUUUAUGUCAGAAUAUAUUCGGACCUUAACAAGAAGAGCGCAGAGGUGGAAUGUCGUUUUUAAAGAUAACAAAUUUAAGAGGAGUGGGAUCUUAAAAAGGUUCAUAAGGAAAGGAAUUCCAGCUGAUUUAAGAACCAUUUGUUGGAUGACUGUUUCAGGGGCUGAAAGAUUGAAGAAUGAAAGCCAGUUAAACUAUCAGUUGUUGAAACUGAAAUACAGUCAUCAGGUGAUAGAGGUAAUACAAAUCGACUUACCUCGAACAUUUCCUGAUAAUAUUUACUUUGCAAAUAAUGAGGGGUAUUCAGAUAUGCUCUAUAACAUAUUAUCUGUUUUUGCACACCAAAAUUCAGAAGUUGGAUACUGUCAAGGCCUGAAUUAUAUUGCAGGGUUAUUAUUAUUAGCUACAAAACAUGAAAUGGUUACAUUUUGGCUGCUCAAAACAUUAGUAGAAGAAAUUUUACCAAAGUAUUAUAUUAGAACAAUGACAGGAUUAUUGACUGACUUUGAUGUCUUAAAUGAAAUAGUUCAAAAAUACGAACCUCAAAUACAUAGACAUAUCCAAAAUAUUGGCAUGCCAUGGGCUAUGGGCACAACGAAAUGGUUUAUAUGUAUAUAUGCCGAUGUUUUACCCACCGAAACAGUUCUCAGAGUUUGGGAUUGUCUGUUUUAUGAAGGUUCAAAAAUAUUAUUAAGGGUGGCAUUAGCUUUAAUUCGAAUCCAUAAAGAAGCCAUUCUUCAAACCAGUGAUUUAAGUGAACUGAUGUCAGUAUUUAAAAAUAUGAAGAACCAUCCAAGAGUUAUAGAUUGUCAUGGGUUUAUUCGUGAUAUAUUUAACCUAUCCAGUAAACUGUCCAGUAACAGAAUAGAAAAAUUAAGAUUAAAACACCAAAAAUAAGACCAGAAAAGGGUUUUCAUGCAACUAUAUAUGUAUAUAAUCUAGUCAACAAUUACAUCCAGCAUAUGUACAAGAUAUUUUCAAUAUAAUUUAUAUUACAUUUCUAAUGUUAGCUGUUUUUGAAGC